GGCGCGCCCGCGCCCGCGCCCCGCGCGGAGGACCUCAGCCUGGGAGUGGAGUGGCUGAGCAGAUUUGGCUACCUGCCCCCAGCCGACCCCACAACAGGCCAGCUGCAGACACAGGAGGAGGUGUCCAAGGCCAUCGCCGCCAUGCAGCGGUUCGGGGGCCUGGAGACCACCGGCAUCCUAGACGAGGCCACCCUGGCGCUGAUGAAAACCCCUCGGUGUUCCCUCCCCGACCUCCCAGCUGCGGCCCCGGCCCGAAGGAGGCGCCAGGCUCCGGCUCCCACCACGUGGAACAGGAGGAGCCUGUCGUGGAGGGUCCGCACGUUCCCGCGGGACUCGCCCCUGGGCCGGGACACCGUGCGCGCCCUCAUGCACUACGCCCUCAAAGUCUGGAGCGACAUCACACCCCUCAACUUCCACGAGGUGGCGGGCAGUGCCGCGGACAUCCAGAUCGACUUCUCCAAGGCCGACCACAACGACGCCUACCCCUUCGACGGCCCGGGUGGCGCGGUGGCCCACGCCUUCCUCCCCGGCGACCAGCUCUCCGCGGGGGACGCCCACUUCGAUGACGAUGAGUCCUGGGCCUUCCGCUCCCCAGACACCCACGAUAUGGACCUGUUCGCGGUGGCCGUCCAUGAGUUUGGCCACGCCAUUGGGCUGAACCACGUGGCAGCCACGAGCUCCAUCAUGCAGCCGUACUACCAGGGCCCCGUGGGCGACCCUCUACACUACAGGCUCCCCUACGAGGACAGGGUGCGCGUCUGGCAGCUGUACGGCGUGCGGGAGUCCGUGUCCCCCACGGCACAGCCGGACACCCCAGAGCCCGAGGAGCCUCCCCUCCCGCCAGAGCCCCCCAACAACCGGUCCGGCACCCCACCCAGGAAGGACGUGCCUCUCCGCUGCAGCACUGACUUUGACGCGGUGGCCCAGAUCCGCGGCGAGGCCUUUUUCUUCAAAGGCAGGUACUUUUGGCGGCUGACCCGCGACGGGCACCUGGUGUCGCUGCAGCCCGCGCAGAUGCACCGCUUCUGGCGGGGCCUUCCGCUGCACCUGGACGGCGUGGACGCCGUGUUCGAGCGCACCAGCGACCACAAGAUCGUCUUCUUCAAAGGAGACAGAUACUGGGUAUUUAAGGACAAUAACGUAGAGGAAGGAUACCCGCGGCCCGUCUCAGACUUCGGCCUCCCGCCGGGCGGCGUCGACGCUGCCUUCUCCUGGGCCCACAAUGACAAGACUUAUUUCUUUAAGGACCAGCUGUACUGGCGCUUUGAUGAGCACACACGGCGCAUGGACCCCGGCCACCCCGCCCAGAGCCCCCCGUGGAGGGGCAUCCCCAGCACGCUCGACGAUGCCAUGCGCUGGUCCGACGGUGCUGCCUACUUCUUCCGUGGCAAGGAGUACUGGAAGGUGGUGGAAGGCGAGCUGGAGGCGGCACCCGGGUACCCGCGGUCCACAGCGCAGGACUGGCUGGUCUGCACAGACCCACAGGCGGACCCGGAGGGCGAGGAAGGAGAGGCCGGGGCCCACGCCCGGCCAGGACAGCGUGGCCAGAGCCGCUCAGAGGACGGCUUCGAGGUCUGCUCCUGCACCUCCCCCGCCUCCCCUCCCCCGGGGGCUUCGGGCCCACUGCUGGCGGCCACUCUCCUGCUGCCCCUGAUUGCGCUGUGGUCGACGGCCCCCGGCACUCUGACAGCCGCCGGCCUGUGGUGACAGAGCCGAUGGGUCGCAGUGGGCCUCAGGGCAAGGACCAGCGCCCCCACCCCUGCAGUGCCCGGACCGAGAGUUCCUCAGUGGCCCCGGCCUUGCAGAUCCGAACGCACUGCCGGCCCUGAGCAGCGGCCUGGCCGUGCCCCUGCGGACUGGCAGGAGGCCAGCAGAGGGCGCCGCCCCCGGGCGGCUCAGCCGCAGAAGAGCAGAAAAGCAACCUACCACCUGUCCUUCCUUUUCUGCCACGAAGUGGCCUGACUGCCAUCUGUGAGUUGGGGACACUCUGUCAAGGCCGGGCUGGGGACAGGAAGCGUCCCUGCGGCGAGCAGGCAGCUGGAUCGCACAGAACUCAGCUGAUGAGCCAGGGGACGCAGGGCUGGGGACGGGAGGGCAUUCGGUGGCCACGCUGCCCCCAGCCCCACCGGCCAGCACCACCAGCCCCGUCUGUCGUCCAUACUGCUGCCCCUGGUGCUCCCGCCCACGGGGGCUUUUGUCCCCAGUCCCUGCGGGCCUGCAGCUGCCUGCACAGGGAAGCAGAGGAGUCCCCCAAGCUGGGGUCUCUUGAUGCAUUUCAAACAAACACGACCUUUCCCUGCUCCGUAAGCUCAGCUUCAGCUCCCUGGUGCACUGCAGGCAGGAGCCGCGGGGUGGGGGUCCUCUGGGGCCUGGAGGGGCCAUGCGGCCCUGGCCCCAGGCGCAACUGCACUUUGGAGGGGCGGGGGCUUCCAGGAAGGCCCGUGUGGCGCUCGCUCCCUCCCCUGGAGAUCCCCGACACCUACCCGUCCAGCGCCCCCCGACCCUCCUGUCCCUCGGUCCUUAUACCCAUUUCACAGAUGGGGGAGCUGAGGCCCAGCGGGGGGGAAUGAGCCUGCUGCCAGCAGGCGGGGCCGGGGCAGGUCUUAGGACCAAGGCUCUGGCACAUUUGCCUGGGGCUCAUCGACGGAGCCCCUCCCUGCGUGCACGCACUGCUCAGAGCGGACGUGCAGAACGCGCCAGCACCCAUUCUCGGUGAGGCAUCCGGGAUGCCAGCUGCCAAAACCAGGGAGCCUCCCAACAGGAAGUGCAAGGAGGCAGUUGGGCGCCGGUCCAGGGACGGCCCUCCCGCCCAGAGAUCCAGCGACUGGGAGCUGUGCGGCCCAGCCAGGAGAGACCGCCUUUCCCACGGCCUAGCCUGCUCCCUACGCCUGUGGCCUAGCCCCCUCCCCACCGUGGCCUAGCCCCCACCCUGUGACCUAGCCUCCCCCGCCACGGCCUAGCCACCCCUCCCUGUGGCCUACGCCCCCACCCCAGCUGCCUAGCCCUCCCUCCCCUGAACGGCCUACCCCCCCCCGCCCCCCCGCCGGGGUCCCCCCCCCCCCCCGCCCCGAGGCCUAGCCCCCUGCGGCCCUUUCCUUCCUAAUGGAAGCCACUGUCGCCCCAGGUGUUAGACCCUGUGCAGGGAGCGGAGGUCCCUCUGGUCUCAGGGUUCUCACUGGCCCUGAAGCCGGUGCCCGGAGGGCCUACCGGGCCUGGUUACAGCGAGUGCUUCCUACACAGCGUCACCUGGGCCUAGUGGAAAUGCAGAUUCCUGGCCCCGCUCCUAUGAUCAGAUCACUGUGGGGCGGGGGGGUGGGGGGGAGUGUUAACCCCCCACCCCUGUAAGUGAGACAUGGCUUUCCUGGGGGCCCAGAAAGGCUGCCCGGAGUAGGAGGGGCAGAAACAAGGCGGGGGGGAGCUGGUUGUACAGUCAGAGGGAAGAGGCAGGCCAGGGCGGGAGCAGCGGGUGUGAAUGUCAGGUGGCGGGGGUGGGGGGAGCCCAGGAGGACAGGGCCGCCCACGAUUCCCUCUGAGCAAAACCCCACACACUGGCUCUAGGGAGGGGCACAGAUGUCUGCACGUCUCAGGAGAGCGCAGGCUCCUCCAGCCCCGCACCCGCACCCCUGCCCGACACCCAGCAGAAGAGGCAGGUGGGGAGCCCACCAGGACGCGGAUGCGGGGAUGCGGGGAUGUGCGGGUGCACUGCCCGCCCCCCCCCCCACCGGGCCACAUGGGGCUGCGUCCCCAUCCAUGUGUGUGCCAGCUGGUCCUCAGAGCUGGGAGGGGCUCUGCCGGUCCUUCCGGUGGGAACAAGCUGCCUCCUGCUCACCGAGGAUGCCCCUCCAGUGGCCCCCCUGCGUGGGCCGGCAGCUCCGGGGGCACCUGCCCCAGGCCCCCCCAGGUGCACAGCGGCCUGGACCAGGUCCACGAGGCUCUCAGUGCGGGCGGUGGUCUUACUGCCGUGUUGAAGCCAAACGCUCUUUCCAGAAACUUUCCCGCCGGUUCUGCGUCCCGCGAACGCAGCAGCAGCAGCAGGGGUCCCAGGAGAUCCUGCCCGCACAGUCUCUGUGUUUUAGGGGAGUCACCAUUCAGACAUCCGGAGGCUUGUGUUGAAUUCUGGCUUCUCAGCCAGUCUCUGUUUUUACCGCGGGCUGUGCCGGUCCUGCCUGGAGAACUGCCCCCCGCCCCAGGUGACCAGCAGCCGUGUGACAGACCCAGAGACCCCUCAGGAAAGGUCAGGGCGCUGGCGGCCCAGGUGAGGACGGCCGCGCUCACGGCACAUUCCCGGCCCAGGUGCCGGCUGGCGUCCACCUGACGACCACGUGAGCGUGGGCGGCAAGUUUACAAAACACACCUACAGGGGUGACUUCAGGGGCCAGGACGCAGCCGCUCCGGCUCCCACCUUGCGGUGGGGGAAACGGAGGCACGGGCUUAGCUCGGGCUGUGUGGCCAGCACCGCAGACGGGCCCGACCGCGCUGCAAAGGCUGGAGGUCUGCGGCCAGGUGCCGGCGAGACGGCGGGUCCCUGCGGUGUGCCCGUGCGGGAAAGAGCGAGUCCUGGUCCCACGGGGGCCCCACCUCUGUGACCUCGCGUCCACUCUAACCACCCAGAUGCCAUCCCGCUGGGGGCGGGGCUUCCCACGAGGACCCCGGCGUUCGGUGCGAACACACAGGAGCGUGGGCCACAGGCCAGACUCAGACCUCAGCUGCACCUUGCCCUCUCCGCCCACUUUCCUGGGAGCAGGUUGGGGGCUUAGGGAGCUCUGGGGGGCUCGUCACCCCAAGGAGUAAUCACAAUGUAUCGUUCUGGCCCCGUUUCGCACUUUACAAAUACAAACACAAACUCA
Messenger RNA from Herpailurus yagouaroundi (jaguarundi), 4847 nucleotides. RefSeq names its product matrix metallopeptidase 17 (gene MMP17). The annotation marks the transcript as partial. Gene Ontology annotation, biological process: proteolysis; extracellular matrix organization; collagen catabolic process. Gene Ontology annotation, cellular component: extracellular matrix. The record is from RefSeq and is a predicted model, not a curated record. Gene Ontology annotation, molecular function: zinc ion binding; metalloendopeptidase activity. NCBI's taxonomy places the organism in Eukaryota, Metazoa, Chordata, Mammalia, Carnivora, Felidae. The transcript is spliced from 10 exons.